This is a messenger RNA of Podarcis muralis (Common wall lizard), 4373 nucleotides long. It is a transcript of the gene GPR155, whose product is annotated as G protein-coupled receptor 155. Gene Ontology annotation, cellular component: membrane. Lineage: Eukaryota; Metazoa; Chordata; Lepidosauria; Squamata; Lacertidae. The record is from RefSeq and is a predicted model, not a curated record. Gene Ontology annotation, biological process: intracellular signal transduction; negative regulation of BMP signaling pathway; transmembrane transport.
GGCGGGUUUUGGCGGGCAGGCCCGCCUCUGCGCUGAGCUCACGCGCCGCCGGCUCCGUCCCACGCGCGCUGCUCCCGGGCGCCCAGGCGAUAACGGCGCCGUGGGCCGGAGAUGCCCGCCUUGCUUUGCCUGCCGUUGCUGCUGCAGCCGCCGUAGGGCGAGGGCAGAUCAGAAUCCACAUGCUACGUUUUCAGAAGCGCUGAAUGAAUAUGGAUAUUUACACGUAUGUCAGCACAAAGAAUCUCUCUUCUUCAGCCAAUAUGUCCAAUCUGCUUUCAGGCAGAUUUGGGUACCAGCUGAACUUUACCAGCAAUUCUCCUUCUAUGUCAAUAAGUAAGCUUUUCCCAGCCUUGUUACAAUGCUUUGGCAUAAUCCUUUGUGGAUAUAUAGCUGGAAGAGUUAACAUAAUCACAUCAACUCAGGCCAAAGGACUCGGAAACUUUGUCUCCUGUUUUGCACUCCCAGCUUUAUUGUUCAAAAACAUGGUUGUACUGAAUUUUUCCAACGUGAAUUGGUCCUUUUUAUACAGCAUCCUUGUUGCCAAAGCAUCAGUGUUCUUCUUGGUCUGCAUUUUAACACUGUUGAUAGCUACUCCUGAGAGGCGGUUUAGCAGAGCUGGACUGUUUCCUAUUUUUGCUACUCAGAGCAAUGACUUUGCACUGGGCUAUCCUAUAGUUGAAGCUUUAUAUCAAACCACAUAUCCAGAGUAUCUCCAGUACAUUUACCUGGUUGCACCAAUAUCUCUUAUGAUGCUAAAUCCCUUAGGAUUUAUCUUCUGUGAAAUCCAGAAAUCGCGAGACAAUCAAAGUCUCUCUCACAGCAAAAUCAAGAUUGUGGGACUUGGGCUUCUUCGAGUGCUGCAGAACCCAAUUGUGUUCAUGGUCUUCAUAGGAAUUGGCUCAAACUUCAUUCUUAAGCAAAAAAUCCCCGAAUAUUUGGAAAACUUCUUUGAUGGACUUGGCAGCUCGUUUUCUGGCUCAGCACUCUUUUAUCUGGGCCUCACAAUGGUGGGCCAAAUAAAGAAGCUGACGAAGGGUACAUUUGUUGCACUGAUUCUUCUCAUCACAGCUAAACUGCUGUUGAUGCCGCUUCUAUGCAGGGAGAUGGUGGAACUGUUCGACAAGAGUGACAGCCUGGUCAACCACACCAGUUUAUCAAACUAUGCAUUUCUGUAUGGCGUCUUUCCAUCAGCUCCUGGUGUAGCUAUAUUUGCAACUCAGUUCAACAUGGAGGUUGAAAUUAUAACGUCUGGUAUGGUGAUCAGCACUUUUGUCUCCGCCCCCAUCAUGUAUGUUUCUGCCUGGCUGUUAACCAUCCCGUCUAUGGAUCCCACUAGACUGGCAUCUGCAAUCCAAAACGUUAGCUUUGAUAUUAGUAUUGUCAGUCUUGUCUCUUUGAUCUGGUCCCUUGGUGUUAUUCUUCUAAGUAAAAAAUACAAGCAGCUUCCUCACAUGCUUACAACUAACUUACUCAUUGCUCAGUUUGUAGCCUGUGUUGGAAUGGUAAUGUGGAAUUUCACUAUUAAAGAGAGAAGCAUCACUCUGCAAAUCCUUGUGUUCAUCUUCCUGUACAGUGCGCUUUACAGUGCUUUUUUGUGGACAGGUUUCUUAUCUUUCUCUCUGCUGCUUUUGAAAAGAAGAGAAGCCAUAAAGAUCCCUGUCGGAUUUAUCAUUAUAGCUGGCUGGGGCAUCCCAGCGGUUCUUGUGGGAAUCCUGUUAAUCUCUGGUGAACGCUCGGAUAACAUCAUUGAUUCUGCAUUCUUUUAUGGAAAAGAUCAGAUGAUUAUCACAGCAGUAAUCGUAUCCAUCAGCAUAUUGAUAUCGGGUGUAUCACUCAUGUGUAUGAACAGAUCUGGAAUGGAAGCCAGCUAUGAGGUGUUGACCCAAGAUUCCCAACACAGUCAAACAGAGGAAACAGAAAGGGAAUUUAACGAGCGCAGUAGAUCUCCAGACAGUUCUUCUCGUUCGUUGGUGGACCCUUCAAUGGAAAGAGGGUGCUGUGAGUGCCAAAAGCCGAAUAGAAGGUUAUGCUGUUCUGAAGGAGAGCCAGGAUCCAGUCGUAGCAGCGCCCGCGAUAACUGCACCACAUCGAUUGAGACAGCGAAUCGGUGCUUAAGUCCAUGCAGUUCUCAGAGCUGUGCCUUGGUCCAGGAAGAGCAGCUUCUGCAAACUGGAGACAAGCAGCUGGCUAGACAUGUGCUGCUGUGCUUGCUUCUCAUUGUGGGCCUCUUUGCUAAUUUAUCCAGCUGUUUGUGGUGGUUGUUCAACCAAGAACCUGGAAGACUCUAUGUGGAGCUACAAUUCUUUUGCGCUGUAUUUAAUUUUGGUCAGGGAUUCAUUUCUUUUGGAAUUUUUGGUUUAGACAAACAUCUUAUUAUUCUUCCAUUCAAACGGAGGUUUGAAUUCCUCUGGGGAAACAGGACAUCGGAGCGCAGGGAAUCCACUGUACCCGAGGAAAUCCGGAUGACGUGCCAACAGUUUGUUAAUUACCACAAAGAGAUGUGUGUCAGGAGCAUUGUCCAAGACAGAAGGUGUGGCACAAAGACUGUGGCCGGGGUCUUCUGUGGCUGUGACCUGGUGAACUGGCUCGUGGAAGUUGGCCUUGCCUUAGACCGUGGGGGAGCUGUGGUGUAUGGAGAAAGACUGGUGAAAGGAGGCAUCAUCCAGCACAUUGCCGAUGAAUUUGAGUUCCGGGACGAGCAGUUGUACUAUCGCUUUGUGCCUAGGAGAUGUGUGGCAGUAGAAAGCCAUGGAAAUGAGGAUGCACUUUGAAGCUAGCCAAAAAAGAGUUGCCUCAACUCUUUCCUGACCCCUAGUUCUCACGCUCUUCUGUGAUGUUCUCUUAGUGAUAUGGUUCUCCUUGUGUCCUACCCAAAGAGAAUUAACGUCUCAUGUGUUGAAUACUGACUAAUGAGUCAUUUCAGGGAAUUAUUUAAAAUAUUUUUGAUUUUUGACCUAUGAACCGCUUCCCAAUAGUUUCCUUGCCUGUGCAAACAGUACUCUGCAAAAGUCUGUACUUGAGGAAAGUGUUGUGUUCUCCAGUUUAAUUCUGUUUUUGAAUUGUGAUGCACUGGCAAAACAGCAAGGGAUAGUUACUCAACACAUUUUGGCCAGUCUGUUACUCCCUUUUGAACAUUAAAUCCUCUGUUUGUGCUGACAUAAAUGAGACUGUGAAGAUUGUUGUGGUGUCUGAGGAUUAGAAUUGGGAAAUAGCAGAUUUUUGCCAUUAGCAGUUCUUGGGUGAACAAGCCGAUCAUUUUAAAGAAUGAAAAGGUAGACUGCAAUCCUGUGUGCCAUCAAGCUGCUCAAAUUCAAUUGAAAUCAGUGGGAUUUUAAGGCAGCCUCUGUGCAGCACUUGCAGCCUAAGCAUGAUUUGUUUUCCUAGCCUCAUAAAUUGCUCUGAAACAAGAGGUUGGCUUAUAACUUCUGAACAUUGAGCCAUUUGUUUUUAACAAACCUUAAAGUAAUAAACAGAUUCUGAUGUCUGUGAGGUUGUGGUUAUUUUGCACUUCUAAAUUAGACCAAUAGCCUAUAAAGACCAAAUACUUGAAUUAGAUUUGGGUACUACUUUCAAUAUGCAACUUAAAUGAGUUAUUUAAGUUUGUUGGAUAACCUUGUAAUACUGAUUUGAAGGACUCUCUCGUCUUCACAAGGCCCCUUAAUGGGUGAUGCUCACUUAAAUGCCAAUAAACCCUCUCAUUAGUUUCUCUCUUUUUUAUGGUUGUCUACAUAAAGUAACACUGUAUUUUAAAUAAUGCCCUUUAUUUUUUAAGUAGAUACUAGAGUGGUCAUUUUAUCGACCAUUUUAUAUAAACUUAAUUCACUGGAAGGAACAAUUUGCCAUGUGACUUUUGUUUCUUCACCUACAGUCAUGAGAUCUGUUAUGUUGCCUAACCCUUUUUUGCCAGAUGAGUGAUGUGUGUGCUUUAUUUUUAUAGAGGUAUGGAUCGAAAGAGUAUUCUUGGACUUGUGGCCGUUCGCCUCUGAUAGUAGGGAGUCGGGGCUAGCAGCCUAGUCAACAUUUCAGUAGCCACAACUGCAUGAAUAUGCAUGCAAAAUGUACGAAUAAACCACUUCCUUUUGCUGUCAAACGUGUAAUCUAUUUUAUGUCAACCUUACACAUGAACUGACAGGCCUGUUUGUAUAUGUUACAGAAGAAACACUAUCUUCCACAAUGUAGAAAACUGUGUUUGGUAUAAAGUAUGGUUUUAAUCUGAUCUGCCGCUGAAACGACAGGAAUGCAUUACAAUUACAUUUCUGUGGCCAAUCAUGCUUUUGUCUAAUUUGGGAGGAAUUAUGGAAAAAUGUGUUUUGGAAGUAGUUGGCAUUUCUGCAUUUUUGUGCUCCAGUUUCUCAAUAAAUCCAGAUGUUUAA